Messenger RNA from Lutzomyia longipalpis, 5214 nucleotides. RefSeq lists its product as uncharacterized. Gene Ontology annotation, molecular function: hydrolase activity, hydrolyzing O-glycosyl compounds; chitin binding. The coding region runs from base 1191 to 4211 and encodes 1006 amino acids. The record is from RefSeq and is a predicted model, not a curated record. NCBI's taxonomy places the organism in Eukaryota, Metazoa, Arthropoda, Insecta, Diptera, Psychodidae. Gene Ontology annotation, cellular component: extracellular region. Gene Ontology annotation, biological process: carbohydrate metabolic process; chitin catabolic process. The transcript is spliced from 8 exons.
UGAUUGCACCGGGUGACGCGUGAUCAUUUGGCGCUACACGAGAGCGUUUGUUGAUCGCGCGUAAUCGUUUGUUUUAUCCAUUAUUGUGUAUUUUCAACCUCAAUGACUUUCUUUCGCAGAGACCCAUCGGCCGUCUCUCCCUUCGCCAAAUCAGCCACACGCUAACUAAAUCAACCGCAAGCACAUAAAUGAUUGGAGCUCUCAAAUGAAGUGUAGUUUAUGUGAUGAACUUAAGCUUGAAGAUAAUUCGCGAGGACAAAGGGAUUUUUCUUGCACUGCGAAUUCCCACCAAAAAAAAAAAUAAAAGCAAAACUUGAUGGAGAGUGGCGGUAAAUCGAUGACGUCGCAUUGGUGUGAAAGACAAUGCAGCUGCGUGCCCCACCUUUUCGUAUUGCCGCCGCGGCUGCACACACAGAAGUCUUAUAGUGGGGCGCUUGGCUGACUUUUGCGGGUGCCCCAACCUCUUGAGAUUUCCCCAACACGGACUCAACAAAUUAGACUCUCAGCGACUCUUAAGCGGAUCGCGCGGAUUUUCUAUCGGCUCCUCCAUGAGUUUUGAGUGAUUGCAGCUCAAUCUUUUCUCAGUGCUUUUUUCUUCUGUUUUUUUUUUUUUUAAUUGAGUUCCAAACACACCUGAAUUGGACUCCUCUUUAGGGGAUAAACUGCGCCAAAGUGUGGAUUUUGUGCCCUUGUGUGCGCGGAAUGGGAUAGAAAUUUCCCGCAAGACUCAACGCAGGAUUUUUUCCCCAAAGUUUUAUUUUUUUUCUCAUGCAAAGGAAAAGUGAAGCAAAGAGAUAUUUCUUUGAAUUUAAUUUUUCUCUCUGUCCAAACUAUUGGUGAUUUUAUUGUUCGGAAAAACAACGAGAAAAAAAAGAUCUUUCUGUAUGAAUGAAAAAUUGUGAACAGAGGCGAUUUAGUGAAAUUUAAGUGGUUUGAACAAGUGAAACUCGACUCGACGACAGCACACAACCAGCAUUAAGGUCGCCAAUUCUCUGCCUUCACCACGUCUUGUGGAUUUCUUCGCCAGGCAAUCGCGCACAUAGAAAUUUGAUAAAAAUCCAUUGGAGUGGAAUUUUUUAUUGGAGUGAGAGUUAAUUGCAAAGAAAAACUUCAACGCCUUGAGAUAAAGUUCUUCAACAGCAGCAACAACAACAACAUUAAAUUGACGAAGAAGGAAUUUCUCCACAAAAAUGUUACCGCCGCGAUUGAUAAAGCUAACGUUCGUCCUAUGCCUCCUUCUAGCCAUUUUCUUCACACAUACAGAUAGUGCUCAAGCGAGUACACGUCGAAGAUUGCGACGACCAACAGGAAGUCCCACAAUUGUACGUACAGUCACAUCGAGUUCACGCGUAAAUGCUGUGGCUGAUAAAGCACAAGAUAGGUCAGAUCAGAUCCCUGCACCUUCAGUUAAUCGCUUCCGUGUGAGGAGUAAGAAUCGCAUUGCCGUGGGAGCAGCAAGUGCAGCCGUUGCGGGUGCUGCAUCAACGGCAAUUGCAACAAAGGAUGGUGGUGUGGAUAAGGAUGGAUAUAAGAUUGUGUGCUACUACACAAAUUGGUCGCAAUACCGCACGAAGAUUGGUAAAUUCCUACCGGAGGAUAUUCCAGCUGAUCUGUGUACGCACAUCAUUUUUGCAUUCGGGUGGCUCAAGAAGGGCAAAUUGAGCUCCUUCGAGAGUAAUGAUGAGACCAAAGAUGGCACACCAGGACUCUACCAGCGUAUCCUUAAUCUCAAAAAAGCCAAUCCUAAACUCAAAGUUCUCCUUGCAAUCGGUGGAUGGUCAUUUGGUACGCAGAAAUUCAAGGAUAUGUCAGCCACACGCUAUGCCAGACAAACAUUCAUCUAUUCAGCCAUUCCCUUCCUGAGGCAGAGAAAUUUUGACGGUCUCGACAUGGAUUGGGAAUACCCGAAGGGAACUGAUGACAAGAAGAACUUUGUUCUGUUGCUAAAAGAACUGAAAGAAGCAUUUGAUGCGGAAGCUCAAGAAAUUCGUAAACCACGACUCCUUCUCACAGCAGCCGUACCCGUUGGCCCGGAUAACGUACGCGGUGGUUAUGAUGUUCCAGCUGUUGCCAGCUAUUUGGACUUUAUCAAUGUCAUGGCGUACGAUUUCCAUGGGAAGUGGGAACGUGAAACAGGUCACAAUGCCCCCUUGUAUGCACCAUCGAGUGAUUCUGAGUGGCGAAAGCAGCUGUCUGUGGAUCAUGCAGCAGGGCUUUGGGUAAAACUUGGAGCACCAAAGGAAAAAUUGGUCAUUGGUAUGGCAACGUACGGUCGUACCUUCACCCUGGCAAAUACAGCAAAACACGGCCCUAAUUCCCCAGCAACUGGUGGUGGAAAGGCGGGGGAGUACACCAAGGAAGCCGGUUUCUUGGCUUACUACGAAAUCUGCGAAAUGCUCCUCAAUGGUGCCGUGUACGUGUGGGAUGAUGAAAUGAAGGUACCCUACCUCGUGAGUGGAGAUCAAUGGGUGGGCUUUGACGAUGAACGCUCCAUCAGGAAUAAGAUGAAGUGGAUUAAGACAGGCGGCUACGGCGGAGCUAUGGUGUGGACUGUGGACAUGGAUGACUUCUCAGGUGGUGUAUGUGGAGGAAAUGUCAAAUACCCCCUUAUUUCAGCCAUGAGGGAGGAACUUCGUGGAAUUAAACGUGCCAAAGAUGAGAAGGAUGUUGACUGGAGUAAGGUUGCAGCCACAUUCGAUGAUGAGCCUGUUGAGCAACAGAAACCCCUGCCAAUUAAGAUUCCAGUGUCUGAAUUGUUGGACAAAGUCAGAAAGCCAUCAAAGAUUAACAAAAUCAAGCAUGGAUUAGCCACUGUCGAUAAACACUCUCGUCCCGCACAGGUAUUCUGCUACUUAACAAGUUGGUCAGCUAAACGACCUGGUGCUGGUAAAUUUGAACCAAAAGACGUUGACGCUAAGCUCUGCACACACUUGGUUUACGCUUUUGCCACACUGAAGGAUCACAAACUAAGCGAAGCUAAUGGUGAUGAUCCCGAUAUGUAUGAUCAAGUUAUUGCCCUAAGGGAAAAGAAUCCAGAACUACAAAUUCUCCUGGCAAUUGGAGGAUGGGCCUUUGGAUCGACACCAUUCAAAGAGCUCACAUCCAAUGUCUUCCGUAUGAAUCAAUUUGUCUAUGAGGCGAUUGAGUUUUUGCGUGAAUAUCAAUUCAAUGGACUCGAUGUUGAUUGGGAAUACCCACGUGGGGCUGAUGAUCGUGUAGCCUAUGUGAAUCUUCUCAAGGAGCUCCGUGUUGCCUUUGAAGGGGAAGCCAAGACGUCGGGGCAACCACGUCUACUCCUAACAGCAGCUGUUCCAGCGUCCUUUGAGGCAAUUGCCGCUGGAUACGAUGUUCCCGAAAUCUCCAAAUAUUUGGAUUUCAUCAAUGUCAUGACGUACGAUUUCCACGGACAAUGGGAACGUCAGGUUGGCCAUAAUUCACCCCUGUACCCCCUUGACUCCGCAACGGGUUACCAAAAGAAGCUAACAGUGGACUUUAGUGCACGCGAAUGGGUUAAACAGGGUGCACCCAAGGAGAAACUUCUCAUCGGUAUGCCAACAUACGGACGCACCUUUACCCUGGUUAAUACAACACAAUUUGACAUUGGAGCCCCAGCAAGUGGUGGUGGUAACCCGGGGAAAUUUACAAGUGAAGCUGGCUUCCUGAGCUACUACGAAAUCUGCGCCUUCCUAGCUGGUAGCAAUACAACCCUCGUGUGGGAUUCAGAACAGCAAGUGCCAUUUGCCUAUCGCAAAGAUCAAUGGGUUGGUUUCGAUGAUGAGAGGUCACUCAAGACAAAGAUGCAAUGGCUGAAGGAGCAAGGAUUUGGGGGUAUUAUGGUUUGGUCAGUGGAUAUGGAUGACUUUUCAGGGAAAUGCGGUGGUGGAAGGUAUCCACUCUUAGCUGCACUGAAUAGUGAAUUGAAAGACUAUAAGGUUGCCCUUGAAUACGAUGGUCCAUUUGAGUCUCAUGGCCCACGUGGAGCCUACACAACAAAAGAUCCCAACGAAGUAACUUGCGCGGAGGAGGAUGGCCACAUUAGCUAUCACCGUGAUAACAACGACUGCACACAUUACUACAUGUGUGAGGGUGAACGUAAGCAUCACAUGCCAUGUCCAGCCAAUUUGGUGUUCAACCCCUCGGAGAAUGUUUGCGACUGGCCCGAAAAUGUUGACGGUUGCCAAGAGCAUACACAGGCACCUCCAGCCAAGUAGUCAUCAACUGAAGGGUCUUCCCCCCUCCUCCCCCAAGAAAUUGAGAUAAAUCUCACACCCACGAGCUUAUUCUUAAAGAAUUAAAAAAAAUUAACUUUAUAUUGUAAUUUUUAAGGCAAAAAAAAAAACAAAAAAUGAACCUCCACCUUUGACCCAUGAGGACAUAUACAUUUCUUCUUCUCUGAUUUUUUUUCUCUCUAAUGCCUGCCUCCCUGCAAAAAACUGCCUGGAUGUAAUUUAUUAUUUUUUUUUAUACAAAAAUCCUUUUUUUUUUACCUACAAAGAUCUGCCUGAUGUGCUUUUGUAUUUUUUUUUAAAUAAUAAUCUUUCUAUCAUUUUAUUUUUACUUUUAAGUUAUUUUAUUAACUCUCUGCGCCUAUAGAUGUAGAGAAAAAAAGAGACAAUAAAAACAAGAUGAAAGUGAAUGAAAGAAAUUAACUCUCUUGUACUUCCGCCUUGAUUGAAAAUGCAGAAGAAAAGCUAAAGGUAUACAUGGAUGAUGACGAUAUACUUCACCACGCUUUCUGUAACGUUCUAUGUAUUUUUUUUUUCUUUAGGAAAAUUAAAGAGAAUCUUUAAAAUUCAGCAAAAAUUCGAAAAAUUCCUUCUAGAAGAGUUUUUUUCGUGAAUAAUUUUUUUUUCAAUUUCUUUUCGUUAUAUCCUUUGACUAAUAUAGAGACACUCAAUGUAAUGUAAAAUCUGUGAUAAUUUCAUAUCUUUCCUGUUUUUUUCAUCUUAAAUAAAAUUCCUCCUACAAAAUCUUAAGAAAAAAUAACAUAUUUCUUGACAAGAAAAAGAGAUUCCAAAAUGAAAAUGAGAAAGAAUGUCAAACAAGGGCCGGAAGUAUAUUGAACAAAAAUUGUUUAAAGAAUCCAAUUUAUUGUAGUAUAUUUUGAAGUAUUUCACGAGGUUGUGUAAGAAGAUUUAAAAAAAAAAUGAUGUAUAAAAUGUUAUACAAAUUAUUAUAUUUGACAAAAUAAAAUGUUAAUAUAAUAAGAGAAAA